AUGCAGCAGCUAACACUGUUGGUAGCACUCUUCGCUGCUGCUGCGGCACAGACAGCAGUCAACCAGUUCCCGGAAGGUUUCCUGCUAGGGAGCGCCACCGCGGCUUACCAGAUCGAAGGCGCUUGGAAUGAGGAUGGCAAGGGCGAGAACAUCUGGGACCACAUGCUGCACGAACACCCAGAGUACGGCACGAAUGGUGCCAACGGCGACGUGGCCUGCGACUCGUACCACAAGUACCAGGAGGACGUGCAGAUGCUCAAGGCGCUCAAUGUGGACGUGUACCGCUUCUCCAUCUCCUGGGCGCGCGUCCUGCCCAAUGGAGACGUUGACGUCAUCAACCAGCCAGGCAUCGACUACUACAACAACCUCAUCAACGAGCUGCUCGCGAACGGAAUCCAGCCCAUGGUGACGAUGUACCACUGGGACCUACCGCAAGCAUUGCAGUACAUCGGAGGUUGGCCCAACCCAAUCCUCGCUGACUAUUUCGUGGAGUACGCUAGGGUCUUGUUUGACAACUUUGGCGAUAGAGUGAAGUGGUGGAUCACGUUCAACGAGCCGGCAGCCUUCACCCCCGGCUACGCCUCUUCUGGAGGUCGGGCGCCCUCGCAGAACGCGUCAGGCAUCGGCGACUACCUGGCCUCACACACCGUGAUCAGGGCCCAUGGACUCGUGUAUCGACUCUACGACGAACAGUACAGGGCAGCGCAAAACGGCAGCGUAGGAAUCACGCUGAGUAUGCAGGGAAAUGAACCGGCAACAAAUUCGACAGAAGACUUGGAAGCCGCUGACCGACAGCAACAGUUCGAAGCUGGAAUCUACGCACACCCCAUCUACACUGAAGACGGCGAUUACCCAGCCGUAGUGCGUCAGAGGGUAGAUGCAAACAGUGCAGCAGAGGGGCGACCCCGAUCACGGUUGCCAACUUUCACUCAAGAGGAGAUCGCAUACAUUAGGGGUUCAGCCGACUUCUUCGGACUCAAUACUUACGUCACUAGUUUUAUAACGUCAGGUGAAACUGGAAUAUCUCCAUCCAAGAGCAGAGACUCGGGCGUCAUCACGGUCGGUGGUGGGCAAUAUCCAUGGGGAUUCCGCAACCUGCUGAACUGGAUCGUUAACGAAUACCCAGGUUAUCCAAUCUUUGUGACAGAAAACGGCCUGGGAAAUAAUGGUGGUCUCAAUGACACCGACAGAAUCAAUUACUUUACGUCUUACUUAACGGCUCUUCUACAAGCUGUUCACAUAGACGGCGUUCCAGUAAUCGGCUACACUGCAUGGAGUCUUAUGGACAACCUGGAAUGGAACGAGGGAUUCACAGUGAAAUACGGCCUGUAUCAGGUGGAUUUCGACAGCCCGAACAGAACGAGGACGCCGAAGGCUUCUGCAGGUGUCAUAUCGCAGAUCUACGAGAGCAGGGAGGUGCCUCAGGAAUACUUCCGCUACAGUCUUGUCUGA
Molecule: messenger RNA, 1452 nt
Organism: Schistocerca piceifrons (Central American locust)
Lineage: Eukaryota; Metazoa; Arthropoda; Insecta; Orthoptera; Acrididae
Product: myrosinase 1-like
Exons: 11
Coding region: 1-1452 (483 amino acids)
Biological process (GO): carbohydrate metabolic process
Molecular function (GO): beta-glucosidase activity
Source: RefSeq, a predicted model, not a curated record